Messenger RNA from Fraxinus pennsylvanica, 1959 nucleotides. Lineage: Eukaryota; Viridiplantae; Streptophyta; Magnoliopsida; Lamiales; Oleaceae. The record is from the annotation of a GenBank genome assembly.
AUGGCAGGAAAAGGAGAAGGACCCGCGAUUGGAAUAGAUCUAGGAACAACGUACUCGUGCGUCGGCGUAUGGCAACACGAUCGUGUUGAAAUCAUCGCCAAUGACCAGGGUAACAGAACAACGCCGUCUUAUGUUGCCUUCACCGAUAGCGAACGCCUUAUCGGCGACGCCGCCAAGAACCAGGUCGCCAUGAACCCGAUCAACACCGUUUUUGAUGCUAAGAGGUUAAUUGGUAGGAGAUACAGUGAUGCCUCUGUACAGAGUGAUAUCAAGUUGUGGCCCUUCAAGGUCAUCCCUGGAGCUGCUGACAAGCCAAUGAUAGUGGUUAACUACAAGGGCGAAGAGAAACAAUUUGCAGCUGAGGAGAUCUCUUCCAUGGUGUUAAUAAAGAUGAAAGAAAUUGCCGAAGCGUACCUUGGUUCAACUGUCAAGAAUGCUGUGGUCACAGUCCCAGCAUACUUCAAUGAUUCCCAGCGUCAAGCUACUAAGGAUGCAGGUGUUAUUUCUGGUCUCAAUGUGAUGCGCAUCAUCAAUGAGCCCACAGCUGCUGCUAUUGCUUAUGGGCUUGACAAGAAGGCAACCAGUGUUGGUGAGAAGAAUGUCCUGAUCUUUGAUCUUGGUGGUGGUACUUUUGAUGUCUCUCUUCUUACCAUCGAGGAGGGUAUCUUUGAGGUGAAGGCAACCGCUGGUGAUACUCACCUUGGAGGUGAGGAUUUCGACAACAGAAUGGUCAAUCACUUUGUUCAAGAAUUCAAGAGGAAGAACAAGAAAGACAUCAGCGGUAACCCCAGGGCUCUGAGGAGGUUGAGGACUGCUUGUGAGAGAGCGAAGAGGACUCUCUCAUCCACUGCCCAGACCACCAUCGAGAUUGACUCUCUCUACGAGGGUAUUGAUUUCUACUCCACCAUCACUCGUGCCAGAUUUGAAGAACUUAACAUGGACCUGUUUAGAAAGUGUAUGGAGCCAGUUGAGAAAUGUUUGAGGGAUGCCAAGAUGGAUAAAAGCACAAUCCAUGACGUUGUCCUUGUUGGUGGUUCCACUAGAAUUCCCAAGGUUCAGCAAUUGCUGCAGGACUUUUUCAAUGGCAAGGAGCUCUGCAAGAGUAUCAACCCUGAUGAGGCUGUUGCUUAUGGUGCCGCUGUUCAAGCUGCAAUUUUGAGUGGUGAGGGUAAUGAGAAGGUGCAGGACCUUCUACUUUUGGAUGUUACUCCUCUCUCCCAAGGUCUGGAAACUGCAGGCGGGGUAAUGACUGUGUUGAUUCCAAGGAAUACUACCAUCCCAACCAAGAAGGAGCAAGUAUUCUCUACCUACUCAGACAACCAACCAGGCGUGUUGAUUCAGGUAUUUGAAGGGGAGAGAACAAGGACUAGGGACAACAACUUACUCGGUAAAUUUGAGCUCUCGGGCAUUCCUCCAGCACCAAGGGGAGUUCCUCAGAUCACAGUGUGCUUUGACAUUGAUGCUAAUGGUAUCUUGAAUGUUUCUGCCGAGGACAAGACCACCGGGCAGAAGAACAAGAUCACAAUUACCAAUGACAAGGGUAGACUUUCAAAGGAGGAUAUUGAGAAGAUGGUUCAGGAAGCAGAGAAGUACAAGUCUGAGGACGAGGAACACAAGAAGAAGGUUGAGGCGAAGAAUGCUUUGGAGAACUAUGCAUACAACAUGAGGAACACUAUUAAGGACGAGAAGAUUGCAUCCAAGCUCCCCGAAGCUGAUAAAAAGAAGAUUGAGGAUGCCAUUGAGCAGGCCAUCCAGUGGCUAGAUGGGAAUCAGCUAGCUGAGGCAGAUGAGUUUGAGGACAAGAUGAAGGAGCUGGAAAGCAUCUGCAAUCCCAUCAUCGCAAAGAUGUACCAGGGUGCAGGUGGUGACAUGGGCGGUAUGGGUGGUGCUGCCAUGGAUGACGAUGGUCCUGCCCCUAGUGGUAGCGGAGCUGGUCCCAAGAUUGAGGAAGUCGACUAA